CUCGCAGCGUGAAACAAAACAUUCAAGUCUGAAAGAAACCGAACACACUGAGCUUGCUCUAUGAAUGAAACUCUGAUUUCACGCUGAGUGAAUAAAUAUUUGUGCCGACUAAUAGGUUGUGUGGAACAGAUUAACUUUGCAAGGCGGAAAAAUGACUUUGCUAGCAUUUAUAGUUGUGUGUUUGUGUGUGGCUAUUGGAGCUUCGGAAAAUAUUAACUAUAUCAUUCUUCCACCAAAUCCAUUACCACCCGAAGCACCCACGUGCACCUCCUACAGCGGCCUGUGCCACCUCGCAUACAACCUGACGGAUAACGGAAACAGCUACCAAGUGUACCACAGCGAGCAAGAGAUUUGCCGCUGCCCUGGUGGAAAGCAAUGUGAGACGGACUGGUCCAAAUCUUCUAGUUCCAUGACACGGACCUUCACAAAUGGAGGCCAAGAGGUGGAGGUGAAGAUCAGUUACUGCAAACUGCGUCAGCCGGACACCAUAUGCAGGAUCAACGAGCCUGCGCUCGUGACACGUGGUCGGGGCGCGUUCACGUUCGAAAUCGUGUCCGACUUCAGUUGUCGCUGUUACCGGCCCCUGUUCGCCCAUCGGUCAUGGCGGGAGGGAGACUACGACUACAUCGAGUACGCUUGUGGAAAGCCUCGGUGCGGAAUGAACCGCCUGCCGUCUUCGGAAUGUACUACAAUCACAUGGAACGGGGCGCCGGAUAUGCUGAACCACACGUACGUGUGCCGCUGUCGCCGCGGCGAGGAAUGCACUUCUGGCCUUCUGCCGACGGCCGAAAAAACGACCGUCGUCCGCAGCUGCGAGAGAGUGCCCACGUCUACCACCAUUGAACGCCGUCGACGGCGAAGUAUCCUGAGGAAACUUGGCAGUGGAGAUAAUGCGUACCCUUGAAUGUCCGCCGCUGACAACCGGGUUUGGAUUGUCUCCCAUUUCUGCUAACAAUUUUGAGCCGCUUUGGCGCGAUCUGACGGUGUACAAAGUUGUUAUGUCUAUAUAUGUAAUGAUGAGGCUCUUUCCGUAGAUGCAGUAGUGCGUUUUAUGUUAGGUAAAAUUAUUAGCUAUGUAUCGUGAGUUAGUGGCUUACAACAAACCUUAGACGUUGGAACCUUAACCUUUGAUGGAAAACGUUUUUCUUUUGAAGCGAAUUUGUACUUCACGUUACUUCCAACAUCGUAACCGUUCAAAUGAAGGCCAGUAAGAUCUUCUAAGAGACAAGUGUUGCAAGGGAGAUGGUAUGUGAUGUGAAGAUACUUUGCUACAUUGUUAACAUUUCGCUUGAAAAUAUACCCCCAUUUCGGUUGAUUAAAACUGUCCAGUAUUAUAUGCUUAAACUAUUGUUUUGUCAUUUUUGUAAAGUAUUAUUCUUAAUAUAUAUUCGUCGAA
Messenger RNA from Dreissena polymorpha, 1396 nucleotides. RefSeq lists its product as uncharacterized. NCBI's taxonomy places the organism in Eukaryota, Metazoa, Mollusca, Bivalvia, Myida, Dreissenidae. The coding region runs from base 152 to 904 and encodes 250 amino acids. The transcript has 5 exons. The record is from RefSeq and is a predicted model, not a curated record.